Molecule: messenger RNA, 1123 nt
Organism: Tripterygium wilfordii
Lineage: Eukaryota; Viridiplantae; Streptophyta; Magnoliopsida; Celastrales; Celastraceae
Product: ras-related protein RABF1
Exons: 8
Coding region: 209-820 (203 amino acids)
Molecular function (GO): GTP binding; GTPase activity
Source: RefSeq, a predicted model, not a curated record
GAGAGACAUUACCCGCGUGGACAGAGAAAACGUGUGUCGGCCGCAUGGAAAAUCGAAGACUCGAAAUUGCUCAGUCGUUAACAACCUUCAUCACCCAAACCCAUCUUUCUCUGGAAAUCAAAAAAUUGCUCUGAUCGACUUCGCCCUUCAAACCCAAUAAUCACAUAUACUUACAUUAAGACAGAGCUGUAUUUAAAUAUUGCAAUCCAUGGGCUGCUCCUCUUCUCUUCCAGGUAGGAGUUCUGGGCGGUUGGGGGGCCUUAACAGUUCAGAGAGUGGUGGGGUGCCAGAUGCGAAAAAUCUACGUGUUAAGCUUGUUUUGUUAGGUGAUUCUGGUGUUGGGAAAAGCUGUAUUGUACUCCGUUUUGUUCGUGGACAGUUCGAUCCAACAUCCAAGGUAACAGUUGGAGCGUCAUUCUUGUCACAAACAAUUGCUUUACAAGAUUCUACAACGGUUAAGUUUGAGAUAUGGGACACUGCUGGCCAAGAGAGGUAUGCUGCAUUGGCACCACUAUACUAUCGAGGUGCUGCGGUUGCAGUUAUUGUCUAUGAUAUUACAAAUCCGGAUUCAUUCAAUAAAGCACAGUAUUGGGUUAAGGAGCUACAGAAACAUGGGAGCGCUGAUAUAGUCAUGGCUUUAGUUGGUAACAAGGCUGAUCUUCAUGAGAAACGAGAAGUGCCUGCUCAAGAUGGCCUUGAGUAUGCAGAGAAGCAGGGGAUGUUCUUUAUUGAGACAUCUGCGAAGACAGCUGAUAAUAUAAACCAGCUGUUUGAGGAAAUCGGCAAGCGACUUCCCCGCCCCUCCUCUUCGUCUUCGUGACCGCAUAGCCUCGUCAAUUAUACAACUUGUAAUGUUAUGAGAAUAUGAUUUCAGUCUCAAGUUUGUGUAUAUUAAGUUUCAUCCUUGUAUCACUGAUCUGUUUGUAAUCUGGUUUGAUUUGGAAAGUGCAAGUGCGGAUAUAACAAUUCCAACUCAGCUAGUGGGGCUUGCUGUCCUAAAGAGACAAUCAUGUAAUGUAAGGAGCCAUAUUUAACUCCUCUGAAUCAUUUGGCUUCGGACUACGUCUUGCCGUGAAAUCCAUGGCAGAAUAUCUUAUUUGAUAGAGGAAUUUGCAUGGUCUUA